This is a messenger RNA of Durio zibethinus, 3084 nucleotides long. RefSeq names its product glucomannan 4-beta-mannosyltransferase 9-like. NCBI's taxonomy places the organism in Eukaryota, Viridiplantae, Streptophyta, Magnoliopsida, Malvales, Malvaceae. The record is from RefSeq and is a predicted model, not a curated record. Gene Ontology annotation, cellular component: Golgi apparatus. Gene Ontology annotation, molecular function: mannan synthase activity.
CAGCUUACAUUAGACAUUGUUCUCUCUCAUUUUGCUCUCGCUUUUUUUUUUUUUUCUCAUUUUCGAACUUGUUGUUCAAGUGUUCUGCGUCUGCUUCUGUUUUUCUUCCAAAUAACAGAAGCAGAAAAAGGGUAUAGCUGAGGAAAUAAAAAAGUUGUUUUCUUCAUCGGGAUUUUAAUUUUUCUUUGUUUGAGUAAUGUACAUGUCUUAGCAGCUGGUUAAGAUUAAGGGUGAAGAGAAGGUUUUAGCUUGGGAGAGGGGGGAUGUCUAAAUCAGUGACUGACAAUUUUCCAGCUAGCUCUACCUCCAUUGUUUUGCGUGAACCAGAAGCAAAUUCGGAAAGAAAAAAGGAGAUGGGAAAUAUUCCGUCUCUUUUGUCGAAGAAUGUCCUUUAUUUCUAAGCAGAUCUAGUGGGUUGUUUACUUGUUUUCAAAACCUGUGUACAAUGAUCUUUCACUCUUGUUCUUAGCUUCCCAUUUGAUGCUCCUCUGUUUUUGCUUUGUUUUUUAAUCAGUUUUUUAACAAGGAAAAAGCUUGGAAAUGGAUCGGCUUUCUUCGAGGACUAUUCUUUCUGAUACAUUCCAGGGGACGAGAGAUGAUUUCUCCACGCAAAUGGCAUUGAUUUGGGGUCAGAUAAAAGCACCAUUGAUCGUACCAUUGUUGAGACUUGCGGUUAUCAUUUGUUUAAUCAUGUCUUUGAUGCUUUUCAUUGAGAGGGUUUAUAUGGGCAUAGUCAUUCUGUUGGUCAAGCUCUUUGGUCGAAAACCGGAGAGAAGGUACAAAUGGGAAGCGAUAAAAGAUGAUGUUGAGUUGGGAAACUCAGCUUAUCCCAUGGUUUUAGUUCAAAUUCCAAUGUACAAUGAAAGAGAGGUUUAUCAACUGUCAAUUGGAGCUGCAUGUGGCCUCUCGUGGCCUUCUGAUCGGAUCAUUAUUCAAGUCCUUGAUGAUUCAACUGACCCAACAAUUAAGGACUUGGUGGAAUUAGAGUGCCAAAGAUGGGCAAGCCAAGGCAUCAACAUCGAGUAUGCAAUAAGAGACAAUAGAAAUGGGUACAAAGCAGGCGCUCUUAAAGAAGGCAUGAACCGCAGCAACGUCAAACAUUGUGAUUACGUAGUAAUUUUCGACGCUGAUUUUCAGCCUGAACCUGAUUUCCUCUGGCGUACCAUUCCAUUCCUUGUUCACAACCCUGAAUUAGCUUUGGUUCAAGCUCGUUGGAAAUUCGUGAAUGCUGAUGAGUGCUUGAUGACGAGAAUGCAAGAAAUGUCACUGGACUACCAUUUCACUGUCGAACAAGAAGUGGGUUCUUCCACCUAUGCCUUCUUUGGCUUCAACGGAACUGCAGGAGUGUGGAGAAUUGCUGCUUUGAAUGAGGCGGGAGGAUGGAAAGAUAGAACCACAGUGGAGGAUAUGGAUUUGGCAGUCCGAGCUAGUCUUAAAGGCUGGAAAUUUCUCUACCUCGGAAGCCUGAAGGUGAAAAAUGAAUUGCCUAGUACCUUGAAGGCUUAUCGCUAUCAACAGCACCGGUGGUCUUGUGGUCCUGCUAACCUUUUCAGGAAAAUGAUUAUGGAGAUUAUUACAAACAAGAAAGUUUCCUCAUGGAAGAAGGUACAUGUAAUCUAUAGCUUCUUCGUGGUUAGAAAGUUUGUUGCCCACAUUGUUACAUUCAUCUUUUACUGCGUUGUGUUACCUGCAACUGUUCUUGUACCUGAAGUUGAGGUUCCAAAGUGGGGAGUUGUUUAUAUCCCUUCUAUUAUUACCAUUCUCAACACAGUUGGAACUCCAAGGUCACUUCACUUAUUGCUUUUUUGGAUCCUCUUUGAAAAUGUCAUGUCAUUGCAUCGGACAAAGGCUGCUUUCAUUGGCCUGUUAGAGGCUGAUAGGGUAAAUGAAUGGAUUGUCACUGAGAAACUAGGAGAUGCUCUCAAGGCUAGAGCAGCCACAAAAGCACCCAGGAAACCUCCUUUAUUUACAUUUGGAGAAAGACUCUAUUUAUCAGAGCUUUGUGUCGGAGCUUACCUCUUCUUCUGUGGCUGCUAUGAUGUUGUGUUCAGGAAAAACCACUACUUCAUAUAUCUUUAUGCCCAAGCAAUUGCCUUCUUUAUCAUGGGAUUUGGAUAUGUUGGCACCAUUGUAAUCAACUCUUAGUGCAACCUCCUAACGUAAUCGUUGGUCUAAUUCUUUUGGCUACUAACGCCCUCAGCGGUUCUUUCUCUACUCCAGCAACCGAAUAUGUGGCUGGCGGUUAUGUGUAGGGACAUUUCCCUCCAAUUUUAGUUUUGUAUAAAAGGAUAGGAAAAAACGCUUAUACUUUCAGGUUGAGUAUAAGAAUUCAAGCAAGUAACUCGAAACAAGUUAGUUCUCCUGUGAAUAUCCAAGAAAUUAAGGAAAAUGCAGAACAGAUGUUGUUAUGGUAGAGCAUCAUACGGAGAAGGAUCAAAUGAAGGCAGCUUCUAGGUUUAGACCCCAAAUAGAUAUAGGAAAGAUUUUGGAGUGAAUUGUUUGCUACUUUGAUUUCUUUCUUUUUUUCUUUUUGUAGCUCUUCUUCUUUUCCUCCUCUUUCCCAUUCUGUUGUGUUUGGGAUAUAUUUGAGAAGGACCAAAAUAAUAGGAAAAGAGUAGUCUUCACAGUUGAUUCUCCAUUCAUCUCUCUCUCUCUCUCUCUCUCUCUCUCUGCGUGGAAGCAUAAUCCAGAUAAAAUGCUGAUAUGUACACAACUACAGAUAACAUAUUGUUGAUUUUUCCUGCGAGAAAAAAAGUACUGCCACCCUGAACCUACCAUGAUAAAACAGGUAAAAAUUCCAGUUGAAUGACAGAAAGAAGAGAAAUCAGGGAGAGUAGUUUUUUUUUAUUAACACAUCUCUCACGAGCAGUGAUAUCUAAAGGUUGGACUGAAAUGAUUUUAGAUUUCACGACCAAUAAAUACAAAGUCAAUUGGAUUAGAUUAAGUUCAUUCAAACUAUAUUCUUCUUGUAAUUUAUACUUAUUUGAACAAAGGAUUUUAGGUCUUUGUCCGGUACAUAUUUUUUUUAAUCGAUUCAAGCAUGUUUAUCUACACCGAAUCAAAUAAAUUUAUGAAAAAUUACAU